AUGACUUCCGCUCUUGCAAAGAACCUCAAGCAACCGGCAUUGGACUUCCUGUCCUUUGUCAAUGCCUCUCCAACCUCGUUCCAUGCGGUGCAAUCCGCCAAAGAGCUUCUGAGCAAGGCUGGGUUCCAGGAGAUCAAGGAGAAAGACUCCUGGGCUUCGACAUGCCGCCCCGGUGGGAAGUACUAUCUCACCCGGAACCACUCCACAAUUGUGGCUUUUGCCGUGGGGAAGAAGUGGCAGCCCGGUAACCCGAUCUCCAUGAUCGGUGCCCAUACAGAUUCUCCCGUUCUGAGAAUCAAGCCCGUCAGCAAUAAGCGUGAGGCGGGAUAUGUUCAGAUUGGUGUAGAGACAUACGGUGGUGGUAUUUGGCAUUCAUGGUUCGACCGUGACCUGGGCGUUGCAGGUCGGGCUAUGGUCCGCACCGGAGACGGAUCUAUUGUACAGAAGUUGCUGAAGAUUGACCGUCCAAUCCUCCGUAUUCCGACAUUGGCUAUCCAUCUUGACCGCCAAGCUGACUUUUCUUUCAACAAGGAGACGCAGCUCUUCCCGAUUGCUGGUCUCGUUGAGGCUGAGCUUAACCGUACCGCUGGCGCCUCUGCAAGUGCUGAGGCAGAGAGUGGUGGAUUCUCUCCGUUGAAGGCUAUUACUGAACGUCACCAUCCUUACCUUGUGGAGCUCAUUGCCGCAGAGGCUGGUGUGAAGCCUGCCGAUGUGCUUGAUUUUGAAAUGAUCCUAUUCGAUACUCAGAAGUCCUGCCUGGGUGGUCUGCUUGAGGAGUUCAUUUUCUCCGCGCGUCUGGACAACCUUAACAGCUCUUACUGUGCUACUGCUGGUCUGAUCGACUCGGUGGCUGACAGUUCCGCUCUGGACGAGGAGACUUCCAUCCGUCUCGUUGCGCUGUUCGACCACGAGGAAAUUGGAAGCCGUUCCGCUCAAGGCGCUGACUCCGACAUGCUCCCUGCUGUCAUUCGUCGCCUGUCUGUCCUCCAGGCUUCCUCCAACAACGCCGAUAUGAGCACCGCCUACGAGCAAACCCUGUCCAGCUCCUUCCUCCUCUCCGCAGACAUGGCUCACGCCGUGCACCCGAAUUACACAGCCAAGUACGAGGCCGAUCACCGCCCCCAGAUCAACAAGGGUCCUGUGAUCAAGGUCAAUGCCAAUGCCCGCUACGCAACUAAUUCCCCGGGUAUCGUCCUGCUCCAGGAAGUUGCCCGCAAGGCUGCUGAGGACGGAGGUGAGGGUGUGCCGCUGCAGCUUUUCGUGGUCCGUAAUGACUCGAGCUGUGGAAGCACCAUUGGACCUAUGCUGUCUGCGCUUUUGGGUGCUAGGACUCUGGACUUGGGUAACCCCCAGCUGAGCAUGCACAGCAUUCGGGAGACUGGGGGUACUCAUGAUGUUGCGCAUUCGAUUCGGUUGUUCUCGAGCUUCUUUAAGCACUACUCUGACGUGUCGAAGAAUAUAUUUGUUGAUUAG
Molecule: messenger RNA, 1473 nt
Organism: Aspergillus chevalieri
Lineage: Eukaryota; Fungi; Ascomycota; Eurotiomycetes; Eurotiales; Aspergillaceae
Product: M18 family aminopeptidase
Exons: 6
Coding region: 1-1473 (490 amino acids)
Biological process (GO): proteolysis
Cellular component (GO): fungal-type vacuole
Molecular function (GO): metalloaminopeptidase activity; zinc ion binding
Source: RefSeq, a predicted model, not a curated record